GCGACAAGAGACGGGACGCCCGGGACGCGGACGCUGGUCGUGUGCUACUGUCCAGUGCUCUCCCGAGGCAGCACUGCGUCGGCCCCUGCGCUCUCGCGCCUCGCCCGGCCUCUGGGGGGCAGCCACAGCGCUAGCGCCGCGCGGGCCGUGACCCACGCCGCCGCCGCGGCGCCGCGGCGCAGGGUAGCCCCAAACGCCGCCGCCGUCUCAUCACAAAGAUGGUCUUCGUCCCCUUGGAAGGGAAUUUAACCCCGGAAGAACAGCACGCCAAGAUGCUGGAGCGCUUAAAUGAAAUGGAAAGUGGCCCGAAACAGCAGAAGCCCGGCGAAGGGCGCAAGACGAACAACGCGAAGGCGUUUUCGAACUCAAGGCAUCCGGACAAGAUCCACGCGAGGCAUCUCCAGCGACGGCAUCACUGCGAGCGCGUCAUCCAGGCGCGCAAGGACGCCUUGGACCUCGCCAAGAAAAUCGAGGACAAGUACCGGUCACCGAUGAACCGCUACGGCUUCUUGCACGAGAUGUGUUCGACGCAGGGUAUUGAUGAUCCACAAACUGUGAAAGAGUUAGCUCAUGUCAACUUACGUUUACAUGAGGAGACCAAAGACAUAACAGAUAGGUAUAAAGCGGCCAAUUUGGCCAAGGAAAGGAUCAAAAAUGCGGGAAAAAGCAUCAUCAAGAAGGCCCACGCGAAGGGCAACGCAUUACUCGGAGUUAUGGGCGCUGCCAUGAAGAAGAAGGCUGAAGAAGGUGGGGAGUCGGUCUAUGUCGACGAUAAACCUACAGAACCGAAGGAGAAGGAGUGGAAGGACAUGACAAGUCGAGAAAGGGCCAUGAAGUUCUAUAACCGGACACAGAUGCUGGCGGGCAAAAAUGACGCCUCUCCGGCCGUGAGAAAGAUGAAGGAGAACCGCAAGAAGGAUACUGAGACUGCGAAGGCCUCGAUGAAGCGCUCGGGCGAUGAUGUUCGACUCGCUGGCUUGAAGAACAAGAAGCGACCGGACCUCAAGGAACGACAGGUGCUGGAAAGACUGGAAGCGAAGUACCUGGGUCUUGUGUUUGUCGCCGAGGUGAAGCGGAAGGAGAAGGAAAAGGCCGACAAGCUGCAGAAGAUGCAGGAACGCGCGAAGGCGAUAGAAGCUCAAGACAGGGAGAACCGGCUCGAGGCGAAACUCAAACGGCAGAAACGAUUGAGAGAUAUGGCCGCCUAUGCUGGGUGGGGGAGACAGCCUCAUAGAAUGGAGGGAAGCAAGGCGCCUCGGUCCGUGUUGGCGUCGAAGGGACUGCAGAUUCUCGCGGCACCGGCGAUGCGGAAGCGGUCUAUUAGACUACCGUCGUUCAAGCGAACGGCUUUUAAACCAGUCAUGGAGCAGGUCGUCGAGGACGUCGAGGCGACGCCGAAGCGGAACGUCAGGGACUUUAUGUCGAAAGCGCUCGUCAAGCGGGACACAACCGUGGUCAGUCCGGAGGAGGACGAGAUGUCCGUGGUCACUUUGGAUUCUGCUGCGGCUACUAUUGGUUCGACAGCGCGCGGCAACCCGUUCUCGCCAUCAUCGAGGCGGCCGGCGUUGUCGCCGCUCGAGGCGCGUUCCUUGGAACUGGACGACAUGCUCGAGCCUGAGGGCGCCGAGGAGUCGAAAGCAGAAGGCUAA
Molecule: messenger RNA, 1649 nt
Organism: Pelagomonas calceolata
Lineage: Eukaryota; Pelagophyceae; Pelagomonadales; Pelagomonadaceae
Source: the annotation of a GenBank genome assembly